This is a messenger RNA of Puccinia graminis f. sp. tritici CRL 75-36-700-3, 336 nucleotides long. RefSeq lists its product as uncharacterized. The coding region runs from base 1 to 336 and encodes 111 amino acids. The record is from RefSeq and is a predicted model, not a curated record. The transcript is spliced from 5 exons. Lineage: Eukaryota; Fungi; Basidiomycota; Pucciniomycetes; Pucciniales; Pucciniaceae.
AUGAAUGGGGUCCUUGACCCAAUUCAAACACCAAAGCUAUCACAUGUUUCAAGAGAGAAGUCGAUUGAAAACCUGGAGAAAAUGUCAGUGAAUGAAUGGUUUAUUUUAUCCAAAGACAUCUUUGGAGUUGAAGAUAAAGAUAAAGAAAAGUUUAUUGGAUACUUUGAGAACAUUUUCAAAAAAGACAAAUUAUUGUGUGGAUUCAAUGGUGAAAAGCCAUGGCAUCAAUACAUGAUUAUAAAAGGAUUUAUUUGGUGUUGGCAACAUGGAUAUAAAACUCAAUUUGAUAAUUUUGGAAAAACUAUUGAUGACAAAAGAAAAUGGCACACCAGAUAA